Molecule: messenger RNA, 4895 nt
Organism: Cygnus atratus (black swan)
Lineage: Eukaryota; Metazoa; Chordata; Aves; Anseriformes; Anatidae
Gene: ZNF185
Product: zinc finger protein 185 with LIM domain
Exons: 32
Coding region: 415-3006 (863 amino acids)
Source: RefSeq, a predicted model, not a curated record
GAACACGACAUCUCCUCUCCUGGGCCUAUCUCAGCUGGGAUCAGCGGCAGCCUCUGGGGAAGAAAGCUCAGCUGAGCCUGUGCCACUGCAGGUGUUGCAGCGCGAGUAGAUCAGAGAGGAAGAUCUGGGAUUGGAAUCACAACGUUGACAUCAGGGCUUUCCAGACGUUAUCUUCGCUGUGCUUCUGCAAGCCAGGGAUGGGUUAUUUGCCCUGUUAGAGCCCAGCCCAGCCCAGCCUGCUGGUGGUUUGCCCACCAUCAUGCAGCAGAUCCAACACAAGAAAGGGGAAGUCAGAAGAUCUCUGGGGCCCAUCUACUCCAGGCUCCUCGUUACUUCUGAUCAGGCUGCAGUCGGAGGGAGAGGGACCUGUGGUCUUCAAACAGUAACUGACAGGGGAAGGCACUUGUGAGAACCAUGAUGUCCUUGGGUGUCAACAAAGGACGUGUGAUUACACCUACAGAUGAAGACCGUAGAAGGAUCAUUAAGCAGAUGAAGGUUCGCACCACCCUGAAGGGAGACAAGAGCUGGAUCCACCACCAGAACUCAGACUCUGAGGACGAAAAGAAGAGCAGCCCGCUGUCUGCACGGGCUGGUGGGGGAUCCCCAGCUUCAGCACCUAUUGCUCCCCAGAUUGACAGGCCUCCCGUCUCCAAGCCUCAAUCCGGUUACCUCAUCAGGGGAGUGUUCACAAGAACCAUCGAUAAGACUCCUUCUGUGCCUAAUUCUUCAUCUUCCAAAGAAGUCCAGAAAAGCACUGCCAUGAAGGGAGCCAGCUCAUGCCGUUCUUCUUCUGGCUACAGGAUGACAACUGAGGAUUACAAGAAGCUAGCUCCCUAUAAUGUUAAACAAAAAUCAGUGGACUUGGAUGAGGAGGAUGUGCCUUUUAGUCCAGAUGAACAUAAAAAGAGGACAGAGGCAGCCAACAGUGUCCUGAGACGCACUGCCAGCAGGGAACGUGCUUACGUGCUCUCAGCAGCCAAGAAAAGCAACGGCCCGACACAAGAAUUCCCACCCUUGUUUGCCAAGAGAAUUGAGGUAGAAGAAGAAGAAGGACAGCAGAGGAGGAGUUCAGCUGUGUCUGGUUCAUGCAAGUUUUCGCCAGAUGACAACAGUACCAAUGGGCUAAGGAAAACCACAGCUGGGUCUUCCUGGAAUGAGCCAAAGACAACAGCAGCAUCUCCCACCAGCACUGAAACAGGCAGCAAGAGCCAAACAACCACAUCCUUGAGUGAAACUUCCGAGAAAAUGUCCACCUAUACUGAAAUCAGAAAUGGUGAAAGCAGACAGUCUUCUAAUGGGAAAUCCUCAUUGGAAACUGUGUCACAGCAUGGGGACGGUGACAAACCUCUUAAGGAAAAGUCUGAGCCAUUGGCAUGGGAUGAGUCCAGAGCAGCCGUGGUUUCCACAAAUGGAAGUUACUCUGAACACACAGAAGCAAACAAUGGAUUUUACCCACCAAAGUCCGACCCUGGUUGCAGGGACAGACCUGCAGGUGCUACAGACAGCCUGCAGCGUCAUUACGAGACCUCUCCCUGCCUGGAUGAUGCGAAGCCUGAACCUGCAGGGUCAGGACCUGGUGCUGGUGCUCACGGUGCUGCUGCUAGCAGAGGGUCUAGCUUGCAGUCUAAUGUCCCCUCUCCUCCCGCUGAGAGAGCCCCUGCACACCUUGAGGACACUGAAUAUUCAUUUAAAAGAUCGGUCCUGAGCUAUGAGGAGGGAAGCAGCACGCAAGAGGGCAAAUACACGAGUCCCACGGUCCCAGCAUACAGCAAGCCUGACGCGAAUGAAGUGAUGUCCUCCCAAGAUUUCAAAGAGGGGAACAUCCCUAGGGACAGGGAGCACGAGAGCACACAGACCUCAGAUGAUCAUAAACCAGAGUUGCUCCAAGAACGGUUUUCUGACUCAAACCACCAUGCUGAGAAGGGACAAGAACCUCCUGAUGUCCACUCAGAGCCUCCCAGGUCGAAUGAACAUGCUGACCAUGACCUGAGUACAGCAGUGUGUGUGCCAUGCUCCAUGGACUGCACCAGUGGGAGCAUAGACAAUAACAAGGGAGUAACACCCUAUGCGCAGAGUGAAGAAGUUGCUUCAAGAAGGCCCAGCUCCCUACCGAGAGAAAGCAUCCUCACUGCUCCAGAGACCCCAUGUGCAAAUGAAUCUGACCCAUGCUGGGAAAGGACCACUCCAGGUUAUGAGGAGCAACCCCCUCUCACCACGGAUAGUCACCAUGAGAGCCCCGGAGCCUGGAGACACAAUGAGCUUAACCCGAUGGCAGCCAGCAGGUCUAACUUCAGCUCAAAAGAGAGCGCUCUCAGUGCGUAUGAGACCCAGCAUCCCAUGCCACUGUACAUGGACCGCCAGCCUUUUAACACCAGUGUGCCAGCACCUAGCCACAGGAUACCAUCCUAUGCAGACAGCCAAGUAUUCAGCACCAGAAGGCUUAUCCCAGAUUAUGAAGGGAGAGUUUAUGAUGGGAGAAGCAGCCCUAGGAGCAGCAGAUAUGACAGUGCUAUUGCCAGGGGGCACUGUGAAUUUAACCCCACAGCUCCAAGGCUUCUCUCAAGUUCGAGCGAGAGGAUGUGCGCUCCGAUGGCCACCUUACCGUACAACAGCCCCGUGGCCUCCGGGUACCAGCCUGAUGCCAGCUCUGCCGGAAAAGGGGUCCUCUUUGUGAAGGAGUACGUGAACAGCAGCGAGCUGUCGGCCUCCCCGCGCUAUGGCAGUGGCAGCCUUGUAGAUUUGACUGAUUCAGAGAGAGCAACCUACAGCCACCACAGCUACCUGUCCAGCGCUCCUCCGCAGAGGUCCAGUGAACCUGUUUGUACUUACUGCAGCCGUGAGAUCCGAGACUGCCCUAAGAUCAUAAUAGAGCAUCUUAACAUCUACUGCCACGAAUACUGUUUCAGGUGUGGAAUUUGCCACAAAGCAAUGGGAGAUUUUCUGGAUAAAAUAUUCAUCCACCGGGACAUUGUCCACUGUGACAAGUGCUACGAGAAACUCUUCUAGGGUUUUGCAAAGGUGGAGAAGGCAGCCAGUGAAAAGUCCUCAGCAGCACAUAUCUGAAUACAUCUACCAGCUCCUGACUGGCUAAGACAGCAGAAUUCCUGCUCCCCCUUCCUCAAGCUAUCUUCCCUCUCACUGCCUCAUCACAAUGAAUGAGUUUAACAUCCGCUAGCUUAUGCUGUCAGCUGCACGCAAGACAAGUGCCAAUGUUAACAAGAUAAGGCAGUGUCAUCUACAAAAGAUAAGUGGGCUGAUUUUCCAAAGGUGCUGAGCCCCUCCACCUGUCUUUAACUUCAUUAAGAUUCCAGAGCGCUCCUGUGCUGGAAAUCAGGCAGAGCUCCUUAGAUCUAUGUAAGCUAAUUGCAAGAAACCUUUUCUGAUUUUUUUUCUUUCGUUUUUGCAAUCAGGCUGCAGCUUAGUGUGUGUCAGCUGGCACAAAACAAGCAGAUCCGAGAACUGUUAAAUACUAGAUUUGGAUUCUUGGGAGGGUUUGAAUUUAGCUCCUAGCAAAAGCCUAUUUCUGCUUCUUUCACCCCCAAAUUCUGCCUAGAAAUAGCUUCUGACUGAUUUCCAUUUGCUUUCCAUGGGCUUUCAGGAGCACUUGCAGACUCACUUUACUCUAAUUAUGUGUCAGCUUUAAUUUCCCUUUCCUGCCUACUCCCUAGUGGAUUCCUUCAGCAGCAUGUGUGUCUGCUGUCUGUUUGGGAAGAUAAACUACCAGGUGAAAGAGUGUUAACUUGGCCUCUGAUGGUAGGUGUCCAAUGGCCAUACAAAAUGUGCCAGAGAAUCGGUGUCUCAAUUGGCUCUCCUGACAAGGAACACUGCUUGACUGGAAUCUGAAUUUUCCUCCACCUCGCAAAGGCUUGCUGUGAUGCCUCUUUUAUUGCUCUAAGUUAUUUACAUCUCAAAUGCUUGCUCACAAAAAUGAACUUCUAGCAGGUGCUGUACAUGCUAAAUGUCAGAAAUGCAUAAUUUCAGCCCUUAAUUCAGAUGUUGAGAGGGUGAGAAAGUUGAACACUGAAAGCUGAAAGUCAGCCUCUGUGCCUUAAAUGUACACCUCUGAAUGUGUCCGUGAAGUUACUGUUUUUUUCUUUGAAAGCAUUAGGAGUAUCUGCAAAGCACACAAAUCAGUUCUUUAGUAGCUCUUACAUGCCAACCGGUGAUGGCAAAAGCUCUAAAGCAGACUAUUGUUAGACAGAUAAUUCUUCAUGCUCUUAGUGAUGGAAGCUGGCAUGCAUGCAAAAGCUUAGCAAGUUAGUGUUUUUACAGCACCAGUGCUACAUAGCGGUGGCUUUUUUUUGUUUUGUUUUGUUUUUUUAGGCCACUGUACCAUUUAUUUGAGUAAAGUGUAGGCAUGACCUUAAAAGCACUCCACAAGGGGAACUCCAGUUGAAAUCAGUAACAGCUCUGCUACUGGCAAGCUUCAGGGCGAGACCAUAAAGUUGUGUCUGACAGGGACUGGGGCAGCUCCAUCCUGAGUGCAUGGUACAACAGGGGCCCCAACAACCCUCCCCAACCCCAUUACACAUAGCGGUGGACGCACAGGCAUGCAAUUUUCAAAAAUGUGGACUCAUUUUGGAUACCCAUGUUUCUCAGUUACCAAGAUGUUACAGAAAUGAUACUUUCUGAACAGAAGAGGAUCACAAAGUGUCUGAUCUCCCCAAACAGCUCACUCCUGAAAACCAUGGCCUAUAAUUACAGGUGCCCUUUGAGAAGAUGAUCUGCAGAAAUAACAUAUUCACCCAUGCUGGAGCUCCUGGUGGCUGCGUGGCCUUCUGGGGAACAGGUUUUGUCCACUGUAUGUUUUGCGUCAUCUUUUCAUCACCGUAUUUUCCUUGUAGCAAUUGUUUAACUUCCAGCAUACACCUCUCUAAUAAACAUUCACUGCUCAU